AUGGCUUCCUCAAAGCUCAGAAACUCUUGUUCCUUCAUCAACAUUCUCCUCUCAUUUCUAAACUUCAUUCUUUUCCUCCUCUCCUCAGCCUCUCUUGCUCCAACCAUUCUCCUCAAAAUGCCCCCAACCUCGCUGGGCUUUGCAUUCCUUACUGUCUCCGCCACUUCCGUCCUCUCCUCUCUUGUGGGUCUCUGCUCCCACCUCGGCCACUUCUGCUUUGUAACCCACGUCUCGCUCCUCCUUGCCUCUUCUCUCGGGCAGUUGCUGACGGUCGUGGCGCUGUUGUCCAGAGAAACUUCAGCCCUUUCGAUGCUGAAGUCCCCCCGGGAUCCGAGGGAGGCUAAGCUGCUGGUGAGGCUGGAGUGUGGGAUUUUUAUGGCAAUGCUUAUGGUGCAGGUGGGGGCGCUGGUUUUGACAUGUGCUGUGCACAGUUGCUGGGUGAGGGAGUAUGAGGGGUUGGAGGCGGAGAAAGAGAAAAGUGAGAGGCAGAGGAGUAGGAGAAUGGCCAGAGUUCAGGAGGAGUCCAUGGCAAAUGCAGGAAAGGUUGCAGAGGUUAAAGCCAAGGAGUUUGAUGAGAAGAUGAAGAGCAAGUAUGGGCAGUGGGUUAAAACUGAUUUUGAAGGCUAAUUACAAGCCCCCCCCCCCCCCCUCUCUCUCUCUCUCUCUCUCUCUCUCUCUUGUGUGUGUUCUGCUUGUUUGUACUAUAAGUUUUGUGGUCACCGAGGCGGUGGCCAGAGGAUGUGUAAUAUAGAAGCUCUAGGUGGGAUUUGGUGUUUUAAUUUUGAUGUGUAAUGCUGCAAUGCCUUCUGUGUCUGUGAACUUGUGUGGAGGUUUAAUUAAUUAACUAAUUAAUUAUUUACUUUAA
Molecule: messenger RNA, 865 nt
Organism: Malania oleifera
Lineage: Eukaryota; Viridiplantae; Streptophyta; Magnoliopsida; Santalales; Ximeniaceae
Exons: 1
Coding region: 1-627 (208 amino acids)
Source: RefSeq, a predicted model, not a curated record